This is a messenger RNA of Chlorocebus sabaeus (green monkey), 2754 nucleotides long. RefSeq names its product CD34 molecule (gene CD34). Gene Ontology annotation, cellular component: membrane. Gene Ontology annotation, biological process: cell-matrix adhesion. Lineage: Eukaryota; Metazoa; Chordata; Mammalia; Primates; Cercopithecidae. The record is from RefSeq and is a predicted model, not a curated record.
GUGGGAUGGGGCCUCUCCAGAAAGCUGAACGAGGCAUCUGGAGCCCGAACAAACCUCCACCUUUUUUGGCCUCGACGGCGGCAACCCAGCCUCCCUCCUAACGCCCUCCGCCUUUGGGACCAACCAGGGGAGCUCAAGUUAGUAGCAGCCAAGGAGAGGCGCUGCCUUGCCAAGACUAAAGGGGGAGGGGGAGAAGAGAGGGAAAAAAGCAAGAAUCCCCCACCCCUCUCCCGGGCGGAGGGGGCGGGAAGAGCGCGUCCUGGCCAAGCCGAGGAGUGUCUUCCACUCCGUGCGUCUCUCUAGGAGCGGCGCGGGAAGGAUGCUGGUCCGCAGGGGAGCGCGUGCGGGGCCCGGGAUGCCGCGGGGCUGGACUGCGCUUUGCUUGCUGAGUUUGCUGCCCUCUGGGUUCACGAGUGUCAACAACACCAGUACUGUUACCCCAAAGUCACCUACCCAGGGAACAUUUUCAACUGUUUCUACAAAUGUAUCGUACCAAGAAACUGCAAUACCUAGUACCCUCGGAAGUACCAGCCCACACCCUGUGUCUCAACAUGGCAAUGAGGCCACAGCAAACAUCACAGAAACUACAGUCAAAUUCACAUCUACCUCUGUGAUCACCUCAGUUUAUGGAACCACAAACUCUUCUGUCCAGUCACAGACCUCCGUAAUCACCACAGUGUUCACCACCCCAGCCAACAUUUCAACUCCAGAGACAACUUUAAAGUCUAGCCUGUCACCUGGAAAUGUUUCAGACCUUUCAACCACUAGCACUAGCCUUGCAACAUCUCCCACUGAACCGUAUACAUCGUCUCCUCCUAUCCCAAGUGUCAUCAAGACAGAAAUCAAAUGUUCAGGCAUCAAAGAAGUGAAAUUGACUCAGGGCAUCUGCCUGGAGCAAAAUGAGACCUCCAGCUGUGUGGAGUUUAGGAAGGACAGGGGAGAGGACCUGGCCCGAGUGCUGUGUGGGGAGGAGCAGGCUGAUGCUGAUGCUGGGGCCCAGAUAUGCUCCCUGCUCCUUGCCCAGUCUGAGGUGAGGCCUCAGUGCCUACUACUGGUCUUGGCCAACAGAACAGAAAUUUCCAGCAAACUCCAACUUAUGAAAAAGCACCAGUCUGACCUGAGAAAGCUGGGGAUCCUAGAUUUCACUGAGCAAGAUGUUGCAAGCCACCAGAGCUAUUCCCGAAAGACCCUGAUUGCGCUGGUCACCUCGGGAACCCUGCUGGCUAUCUUGGGCAUCACUGGCUAUUUCCUGAUGAAUCGCCGCAGCUGGAGCCCCACAGGAGAAAGGCUGGGCGAAGACCCUUAUUACACGGAGAACGGUGGAGGCCAGGGCUAUAGCUCAGGACCUGGGACCUCCCCUGAGGCUCAGGGAAAGGCCAGUGUGAACCGAGGGGCUCAGGAAAACGGGACCGGCCAGGCCACCUCCAGAAACGGCCAUUCAGCAAGACAACACGUGGUGGCUGAUACCGAAUUGUGACUCGGCUAGGUGGGGCAAGGCUGGGCAGUGUCCAAGAGAGCACCCCUCUCUGCAUCUGACCACAUGCUGCCUCCAUGCUGGAGGUGACAUCUCUUACGCCCAACCCUUCCCCACUGCACACACCUCAGAGGCUGCUCUUGGGGCCCUACACCUUGAAGAGGGGCAGGUAAACUCCUGUCCUUUACACAUUCGGCUCCCGGGAGCCAGACUCUGGUCUUCUUUGGGUAAACGUGUGACGGGGGAAAGCCAAGGUCUGGAGAAGCUCCCAGGAAUGAUUGAUGGCCUUGCAGCACUCACACAGGACCCCCUUCCCCUUCCCCCCUCCUCUCUGCCUCAUUACAGGAACCCCUAGGGGAAAGAUGGGCUUUUCUAGGCUACAAUUUUCUCCCAGGAAGCUUUGAUUUUUACUGUUUCUUCCCUAUAUUUUCUUUCUCUACUUUGAGGAAACCAAAGUAACCCUUUGCACCUGCUCUCGUGUAAUGAUACAGCCAGAAAAACGUCUUGAACUACUUCCCUUAUCUCUUCUCCAAGACACUGUGGACUUGGUCACCAGCUCCUCCCUUGUUCUCUAAGUUCCACUGAGCUCCAUGUGCCCCCUCCACCAUUUGCAGAGGCCUGCACAGUUUUCUGGCUGGAGCCUAGAACGGAUCUCCCAAGUUUUAGGACAAACAGCUCAGUUCUAGUCUCUUUGGGGCCACACAGAAACUCUUUUUGGGCUCCUUUUUCUCCCUCUGAAUCAAAGUAGACAGGAUCAUGGGACCGGGUCUUGGAGCUGAGCCUCUCACCUGUACUCUUCUGAACAAUCCUCUUCCUCUGAGGCUGGGUCCUGGCCUUAUCCUCUGAUCUCCAUGACUUCCUCCUCCCUCCUGCCGACUCCUGGGUUGAGGUGAGGCCUCAGUCCCCCAGAAGAUGCUUUUCUGUCUCAGUCUCAGUCUGCCCAAUCACCCGGAAUUCGGAAGUCCUGAGUCCGUAGUUUUCCCUUCCAUCAUAUCAUCCUGCUCUUCUGCUUCCCUCACCCUGAGCCCCUUCAUUGCUCUGCACCUCCAUGUGGUCAGAGACCCAGAUCAGCUCCUAACCCUUAUCACCAGCUGCCUCUUCUGUGGGUGACCCAGGUCCUUGUUUGCUGUUGAUUUCUUUCCAGAGGGGCUGAGCAGGGAUCCUGAUUUCAAUGACGGUUGGAAAUAGGACUUUCCAGAGAAGAGAGGAUUGGGUAGAUAUUUUUUCUGAAUACAAAGUGAUGUGUUUAAAUACUGCAAUUAAAGUGAUUCUGAAACACA